ACUGUUUGUAAAUAACAAUUUCAGCUCAGCUGACAACACAGUUCAUCAGUUCUGCUCCGGGCUGUCUGCUUUAUCUAUCAAUCUGAGGACAAGCAAAAUCCAAACUAUUAAUUUUAAAGUUUGAAAAGCUGUUAUUUUUAACCAUGAACAUAUCUAAAGUUUUGAGACCAAAUGGUUUACUGAAAGUUCCUUUAAGAUUGCUAUCUUCUGCUGCGGAACCUCAGGCUGCUACCAAAAAUAAUGGAGGAUUUUGCUUUGAACUCAGUCCUGAACAAAAGGAAAUCCAGCAGAUGGCUCGAAAAUUUGCAAGAGAAGAAAUCUUGCCAAAGGCUGCUGAGUUAGAUAAAAAGGGUGAGUAUCCUAAAGAAAUCAUUAGAAAAGCCUGGGAGCUUGGUUUGGUGAACAGCUCAGUCCCAACAAAGUAUGGUGGGACUGGUCUAAAUGUGUUUGAUGGCUGCCUUGUAGCUGAAGAACUUGCCUAUGCAUGCACAGGUGUAGCAACAGCUAUUGAAGCCAAUGGAUUAGCUCAAGCUCCACUUCUUUUGGCUGGAAAUGAAGAACAGAAGAAAGAGUAUUUGGGGCGAGUAGUAAAAGAAAAUUUGAUGUGUGCGUACUGUGUUACCGAGCCUGGAGCUGGAUCUGAUGUUGCAGGCAUCAAAACCAGAGCAGAGAAAAAAGGAGAUAAGUACAUCAUCAAUGGGCAGAAGAUGUGGAUCACUAAUGGAGGUGUCGCAAACUGGUAUUUCGUCUUGGCGCGCACCAACCCGGACCCCAAGGUCUCUGCGGGUAAGGCAUUCACGGGAUUUGUUGUGGAUGCAGACACCAAAGGUAUUACAAAGGGACGCAAGGAAUGGAACAUGGGACAAAGAGCAUCCAACACUUGCGGCGUCACCUUCGAGGAUGUUGAGGUGCCGGCAAAGAACGUGCUGGGGGCUGAAGGCGUAGGCUUCAAGAUAGCCAUGGGAGCCUUUGAUAAGACAAGACCUCCGGUUGCAGCUUCUGCAGUUGGAUUGGCCCAGAGAGCCUUUGAUGAAGCUACAAAAUACAGUUUGGAGAGGAAGACCUUUGGAAUCAAAAUUGCUGAUCACCAAGCUGUGCAGUUUAUGCUGGCUGAAAUGGCUAUUGGAAUCGAAACAGCCCGACUGGCUUGGAUGAGGUCUGCUUGGCAAAGGGACAAUGGUCAACGUAACACUUAUUUUGCAUCGAUUGCCAAGGCUCUGGCUGGAGAUGUUGCUAAUAAAUGUGCUACAGAUGCUGUUCAGAUAUUUGGUGGCAAUGGUUUCAACAGUGAAUAUCCUGUUGAGAAACUAAUGAGAGAUGCCAAGAUAUUUCAGAUCUAUGAAGGCACAGCCCAGAUCCAAAGGAUCAUCAUUGCAAGAGAGCACUUCAAUGCAUUCAAAGAAUUUAAUGCAUAAAGACUUCUUUAAUCUGUUGUAUUGAAAACUGUAAAAUUUCUUACUUAAUGCCAUUUCUUCUUGUGUGAAAAUGAUUUUAUAUAUCAUACUGUAUAUUGAAAAAAAAAAAUGUUGAUAUUGAAAUAUCUUUAAUUUGUGCCUUAAUAAAGUUUCUAAUGAAAA
Messenger RNA from Argiope bruennichi, 1577 nucleotides. It is a transcript of the gene Mcad, whose product is annotated as medium-chain specific acyl-CoA dehydrogenase, mitochondrial-like. The record is from RefSeq and is a predicted model, not a curated record. Gene Ontology annotation, molecular function: medium-chain fatty acyl-CoA dehydrogenase activity; flavin adenine dinucleotide binding. Gene Ontology annotation, cellular component: mitochondrion. Lineage: Eukaryota; Metazoa; Arthropoda; Arachnida; Araneae; Araneidae. Gene Ontology annotation, biological process: fatty acid beta-oxidation; medium-chain fatty acid catabolic process. The coding region runs from base 144 to 1415 and encodes 423 amino acids. The transcript is spliced from 12 exons.